GAAUUUACUUCCGGGGCGACUCCGUGCACCCAGGGCGGAAGUAGCGUGGUCCGCGCGCCCUGGGCGUGAUGGAGCAGCAGCAGCAACUAAGAAACUUGCGAGACUUCCUGUUGGUCUACAAUCGGAUGACAGAACUGUGCUUCCAGCGCUGUGUGCCCAGCCUGCACCACCGAGCCCUGGACGCUGAGGAGGAGGCCUGUCUGCACAGCUGUGCUGGGAAGCUCAUCCAUUCUAACCACCGCCUCAUGGCCGCUUACGUGCACCUCAUGCCUGCCCUUGUCCAGCGCCGCAUCGCGGACUACGAGGCUGCCUCGGCCGUGGCAGGUGUUCCUGCAGAACAGCCCAGAGACUCACCAUCAGGCAGCUAGCCAUCCUCUGCCCCAAGAGAGAAGGUGAUUUUGCCAUGGAGUCCAUUGGCCUUAAACGUGAUCCUCCUGUCUCAACCUCCCAGGUACUGGGAUUACACACAUGGACUACAGCUGAUUGCUAGAUAAUUCUUUAGGAAGAUGAAAAUUGCUGACAAGGAGCUUCCCUGUAGAGUGACCUCAUGUCUGCCUGACAAAAUUCACUCUUUGACAAGUAUAAAUGUAAGUAAAGCAGUGUAUGAACUUCUUAAUUCCCAAAGACAGGAAGGUGGAGACCCAGGAUAUUGUGUUGCUGCUGGGGGAGUUCUACAGCAGCAUCUGUAUGUAUCCUUUCA
Onychomys torridus (southern grasshopper mouse) is the source of this 700-nucleotide messenger RNA. It is a transcript of the gene Timm10b, whose product is annotated as translocase of inner mitochondrial membrane 10B. The transcript is spliced from 4 exons. NCBI's taxonomy places the organism in Eukaryota, Metazoa, Chordata, Mammalia, Rodentia, Cricetidae. The record is from RefSeq and is a predicted model, not a curated record. Gene Ontology annotation, cellular component: mitochondrial intermembrane space chaperone complex. The coding region runs from base 69 to 368 and encodes 99 amino acids.